AUGGAAGGUAAAGAAACGGCAGAAUCCCUUGCAGAGGAGGCUGCCGCAAGUAGUUUGACCAGAACCUGCCACUUGUACGUGGUGGACCAGCAGCCGAUCGGCCAGCUGCUGUUCGAGCUGUGGUGCGAGCAGAAGGGCCCUGCCUACCAUCGCUGCCUCAAGUUCCUCGAUGCCGCCCGACGGUACGAGGUCGGCUUCGCUCUGCCCGCCUGUUCUGCCCUCACCAACGGUCACAAGGACCUGUUCGCGCCUUGCGUCGACGCCGUCAAGCGGACGCUGGCCGGCGCCCCCUUCAAGCAGUUCACCGGCUCCAUGUACUUCCACCGGUACCUGCAGUGGAAGUGGCUUGAGGCGCAGCCGGUCACCUACAAGACGUUCCGCAUCGAAUCAAGGAAAAAAGAAUGA
Messenger RNA from Phaedon cochleariae (mustard beetle), 405 nucleotides. NCBI's taxonomy places the organism in Eukaryota, Metazoa, Arthropoda, Insecta, Coleoptera, Chrysomelidae. The record is from the annotation of a GenBank genome assembly.